Arctia plantaginis is the source of this 864-nucleotide messenger RNA. NCBI's taxonomy places the organism in Eukaryota, Metazoa, Arthropoda, Insecta, Lepidoptera, Erebidae. The record is from the annotation of a GenBank genome assembly.
AUGGAAACCACGCUGGGUUAUAUAAUGAUGGGCAGAGCUCAGUGUGAUGACUCCGAUUUAAACACGCACAAAAAUAAUAAUAAAACAUUUUUCUGUUCUACUCAAACGCACAAUUUAGAAGACUUAACGCAACGCUUCUGGGAGCUCGGAAGGGUACCAGAUAAAGUUCACACAAGUCCUGAUGAUGAAGUCUGCGAACGUAUCUUUCAGACAACGCAUUCCCACGACGAGACGGGUAGAUAUACUGUAACGCUCCCAUUUAAAUAUGAUCCCCUUUUGCUCGGAAACUCGUAUAAUAUCGCUAAAAAACGAUUAAUAAAUUUGGAAAGAAAAUUAGAUAACGCACUUGAAUUACGCUCCGAUUAUAACGCAACUAUACAAAAUUAUAUUGAUCAGGGUUACUUAUCAAAAGUCAACUCUGAUGCUCAAAUUCGCAACUCUUAUUACAUACCGCAUAGGGCCGUCUAUCGGCCAGAUAAAAGUACGUCGAAGAUUCGUGUAGUUUUAGACGCCAGCGCUAAAACGACGUUGGGAAAAUCGCUUAAUGAUUUGUUGUUUACGGGUACCAACCUUCAACAAAACAUUUUUAAUUUAUUAAUUAAUUUACGCAUGAUUUCUAUAGCCAUGUCAGAGGACAUAGAAAAAAUGUAUUUUCAAGUACAACUCACGCCGGGUCACCGACCUUUUCAACGCAUUCUCUUUAGAUUUGAUUCUAGUUUAGAUAUUGACGAAUACGAAUUUAAUAGAGUGACAUUCGGAUUGUCUAGUACUCCAUACCUCGCAAUGCGCGUCGUGCGUCAACUAGCAGACGACGAGCGUGUAAAGUGGCCGCUUGCCGCUUACGAGGCCGCGAGUCACAUGUAA